CAAUACAACAGCAAAUAAGAAACAACAAUAAUAAUCGAAUAGUUUAAAUUAUAAUAUACCAGUAUAAUCUACACGUAAAGAACAGCUUGUGUUAUUCAACAACUGAAGUAAGAUGCGUGAAAUUGUACAUUUACAAGCUGGACAAUGUGGGAAUCAGAUUGGUGCAAAGUUUUGGGAAGUAAUCUCUGACGAGCAUGGAAUCGAUCCGACUGGGACAUACCAUGGUGAUUCAGAUCUGCAGCUGGAGAGAAUUAACGUCUAUUAUAACGAAGCGACCGGUGGAAAAUAUGUUCCGCGAGCUAUUCUGGUAGAUUUAGAACCUGGUACCAUGGACAGUGUCAGAGCUGGUCCAUUUGGUCAGUUGUUUAGACCAGACAACUUUGUAUUUGGUCAAAGUGGUGCGGGUAACAACUGGGCCAAGGGUCAUUAUACUGAAGGGGCUGAACUUGUUGAUUCUGUAUUGGAUGUCGUACGAAAAGAAGCUGAAUCCUGCGAUUGUUUACAAGGUUUUCAGUUAACUCAUUCACUUGGUGGAGGAACUGGUUCUGGAAUGGGUACUUUAUUAAUAUCAAAGAUCCGAGAAGAAUAUCCCGAUCGAAUAAUGAGUACAUUUUCUGUUGUUCCAUCUCCAAAGGUGUCUGAUACUGUUGUAGAACCAUAUAAUGCUACUCUUUCAGUCCACCAGCUGGUUGAAAAUACAGAUGAAACAUAUUGUAUUGACAAUGAAGCUCUGUAUGAUAUUUGUUUCCGUACACUUAAACUUACAACACCAACGUAUGGAGAUUUAAAUCAUUUGGUCAGCGCAACAAUGUCUGGUGUAACAACAUGUCUCAGAUUUCCUGGUCAAUUAAAUGCAGAUUUAAGGAAAUUAGCAGUUAAUAUGGUACCUUUUCCAAGGUUGCACUUCUUUAUUCCAGGUUUCGCACCACUAACAAGUCGUGGUAGUCAACAAUAUCGUGCACUUACAGUACCUGAAUUAACUCAACAAAUGUUUGAUGCAAAAAAUAUGAUGGCAGCGUGUGAUCCACGACACGGUCGAUAUUUAACUGUUGCAGCUAUGUUCCGUGGUCGUAUGUCAAUGAAAGAAGUGGAUGAACAAAUGUUAAAUGUACAAAAUAAAAAUUCUAGUUAUUUCGUCGAAUGGAUACCUAAUAAUGUUAAAACAGCUGUUUGUGACAUACCUCCAAGAGGUUUAAAAAUGUCUGUUACAUUUAUUGGUAACAGUACUGCUAUACAAGAAUUAUUUAAACGUGUGUCAGAACAGUUCACUGCAAUGUUUCGUAGAAAAGCUUUCUUACAUUGGUAUACUGGUGAAGGAAUGGAUGAAAUGGAAUUCACUGAAGCUGAAUCAAAUAUGAAUGAUUUAGUUAGUGAAUAUCAGCAAUAUCAAGACGCUACAGCUGAAGAAGAAGGUGAAUUUGAAGAAGAGGAAGAAGGUGAACAAGUAUAAACAUUCUUUUCAAUAUUAAUUACAUAAUUACUCCUAGCAAUAAUCAAUCAACAUACUACUAAAGAUAAGAUACAAUAAACUUAUUUGAAAUACUUCAUGUAUGAAUAAAAUGAAGUUUAUAGUCCUCAUUUUUCCUUUGAAAAUUUUAUUAUUUUUUUCGUCUCUAGUAUCUAUAGCCUACAAUAUUAAACUACUGAAUUCUCGUACGCCUAAAUAUGUUAUCGUUUAUUUAAGAAAAAAUCCAUUUUACCCAACAACACAUUGAUGAAGGUCAAUGUACAGAUAUAUUUCGCAGCUUUUUUUCUGUUGUUUUAAUUUUUCAUUCUGAAUUAUCUUAUGCAUUCAUUUCUAUCUGUUAUUUAAGAUAUUUAAAAAAGAAAUACUCUUAAGUAAAGAAAUA
Messenger RNA from Trichobilharzia szidati, 1850 nucleotides. The record is from the annotation of a GenBank genome assembly. Lineage: Eukaryota; Metazoa; Platyhelminthes; Trematoda; Strigeidida; Schistosomatidae.